This is a messenger RNA of Eucalyptus grandis, 3162 nucleotides long. Its product is annotated as probable WRKY transcription factor 19. Gene Ontology annotation, molecular function: ADP binding. Gene Ontology annotation, biological process: defense response; signal transduction. Bases 1 to 3162 code for a protein of 1053 amino acids. NCBI's taxonomy places the organism in Eukaryota, Viridiplantae, Streptophyta, Magnoliopsida, Myrtales, Myrtaceae. The transcript has 3 exons. The record is from RefSeq and is a predicted model, not a curated record.
AUGGGAAAUUAUUCCUCAAAGCAACUAGGCAAGCGCGUUAGAGACACCGAUGCUUCGAGUCCGAUCAUUUCGAAGAAACAAAGAAACGAACAGUCGGAGCAGUGCGAGGGCGAAUCGCCUCAUCUUCUUCCCUCCUCGGACUCUUUGGAGAAGAUCGAUGUGCCGUCGGCGUCCGGAGCGAAUUCUGACCCAUACGCUUCGUCCAUCUCCGUGAUUGGAAACAAUUACCACAUAUUCUUGAGCUUUAGAGGCCCUGAUACUCGCAAAGGCUUCGUCGAUCACCUCUACCAUAGACUCAAAGAUGUGGGCUUGCCGUUCCAUCCCAACUUUGUGUUCAGAGAUGAUGAGUACCUCCCCUUCGGUGAGGACAUUGCUGCAAAUCUCCUCAGUGCAAUCGAGCGCUCUAAGGUUUCAAUCCCAGUCAUCUCUGAAAAUUAUGCUGCUAGCGAAUGGUGCCUCCGUGAACUCAUCCAUAUUAUGGAGUGCAAGGAAAGUAGAGGACAAAUAGUAUUGCCCGUGCUUUACAAGGUGAAACCCAAGGAUGUGAAACACAUGCUAGGAAAUUUGGGGAGGCCUUCAAAUCCAGAAUGGACCGUUUUAAGGAGGAUGUCAAGCAACAAGGGCCGGAAGCACUUAAAAGCACUUACUCUAAGAGUAUACGAAUCAGAGAAAUUUGCUAGUGGGCAUGAAGGGGAAUUAGUAAAUAGCCUUGUACAAAUCGUCUUGCGCAGCCAGCAAGAAGAUUUUAAACCACGUCUUGCAAGGAACUUGGUCGGAAUUGAGGAUCGUGUGGCUGAGGUUAUGAAAUUGGUGGGUAUUGCUCACCUGGACACUCGAAUUAUUUGGAUUUGGGGGAUAGGUGGCAUCGGUAAGACAACUCUAGCUACGAUCAUUUAUAACAAACUUUUUGAAAAAUUUCAAUACCACAGCUUUCUUAAGGAUAUUAGAGAAACAAUUAGUCGCAAGGGUAUUGAGCAUGUGCAAUCUCAACUAAUCUCAAAUACAAUAAAAAUUCAUGACUAUUCAGUGCAUGAUCUUGAUCAAGGGAUUAAUAUGAUCCAAUCUAGUUGUACACAAAAGAAGGUUCUUUUUCUUCUUGACGACGUGGAUCAUGAAGAUCACCUCAAUAAUUUGAUUGGAGGUUGUAAAUUCUUGCCAGGAAGUAGGAUAAUUGUUACGUGUCGACAAAAGUCCAUCAAAUGUCUAGAUAAGGCCAUGUCAGAGUCUACGUAUUUGUAUGAACUUCAAGAAAUGAAUUACUCACCCCCUUCUUCCAGCACCUCAAAAACCAUCCACAGUGGUCGGGUCUCACAAAGAGAGAGAGAGAGAGCUGCAAUGGGAAAUUAUUCCUCAAAGCAACUAGGCAAGCGUGUUAGAGACACCGAUGCUUCGAGUCCGAUCAUUUCGAAGAAUCAAAGACACGAACAGUCGGAGCAGUGCGAGAGUGAAUCGCCUCUUCUUCUUCCCUCUUCGGACUCUUUGGAGAAGAUCGAUGUGCCGUCGGUGUCCGGAGCGAAUUCUGAACCAUCUUCUUCGUCCAUCUCCUUGAUUGGAAACAAUUACCACGUAUUCUUGAGCUUUAGAGGCCUUGAUACUCGCAAAGGCUUCGUGGAUCACCUCUACCAUAGACUCAACGAUGUGGGCUUGAGGUUCCAUCCAAACCCUGUCUUCAGAGAUGAUGAGAGCCUCCCCUUUGGUGAGGACAUUGCUGCAAAUCUCCUCAGUGCAAUCAAGCGCUCUAAGGUUUCAAUCCCAGUCAUCUCUGAAAAUUAUGCUGCUAGCGAAUGGUGCCUCCGUGAACUCAUCCAUAUUAUGGAGUGCAAGGAAAGUAGAGGACAAAUAGUAUUCCCCGUGCUUUACAAGGUGAAACCCAAGGAUGUGAAACACAUGCUAGGGAAAUUUGGGGAGGCCUUCAAAUCCAGAAUGGACCGUUUUAAGGAGGAUGUCAAGCAACAAGGGCCGGAAGCACUUAAAAAAGCACUUACUCUAAGAGUAUACGAAUCAGAGAAAUUUGCUAGUGGGCAUGAAGGGGAAUUAGUAAAUCACCUUGUACAAAUCGUCUUGCACAGGCAGCAAGAAGAUUUUAAACCACGUCUUGCAAGGAACUUGGUCGGAAUUGAGGAUCGUGUGGCUGAGGUUAUGAAAUUGGUGGGUAUUGGUCACCCAGACACUCGAAUUAUUUGGAUUUGGGGGAUGGGUGGCAUUGGUAAGACAACUCUAGCUACGAUCAUUUAUAAUAAACUUUUUGACAAAUUUCAGUACCGCAGCUUUCUUAAGGAUAUUAGAGAAACAAUUAGUCGCAAGGGUAUAGAGCAUGUGCAGUCUCGACUAAUCUCAAAUACAAUAAAAAUUCAUGACUAUUCAGUGCAUGAUCUUGAUGAAGGGAUUAAUAUGAUCCAAUCCAGUUGUACACAAAAGAAGGUUCUUUUUCUUCUCGACGAUGUGGGUCAUGAAGAUCACCUCAAUAAUUUGAUUGGAGGUUGUAAAUUCUCACCAGGAAGUAGGAUAAUUGUUACGUGUCGACAAAAGUCCUUUAAAUGUCAAGAUAAGACCAUUUUGGAGUCUACAUAUUGGUAUGAACUCCAAAAAAUGAAUAUUGAAAACUCUUUGCUUCUGUUUAGCAUACAUGCCUUUGAAAAGAAACCACCUCCAAAACAACUAGGGACUCUUUCUCGUGAUAUUGUUGCCACCACAGGAGGGCUUCCCUUAGCUUGCACGGUUAUAGGUUCACAUCUCAAAGGAAAAGAAGAUCAAAGAAUAUGGGAAGAUAUGCUAGAGAAAUUGAGGAACACGCCUGAUGAGACGGUACAACAACGGUUGAGGAUAAGCUAUGAUUUAUUAGAACACGUGGAGAAACAAAUGUUUCUAGACAUAGCAUGUUUUUUCAUAAGAAUUGACAGAAGAAUUGCCACCUACCUAUGGGAUUGCAAGUUAGAUCCAAGAAUCAGAUUGGAAGAGCUGAUUAACCGCUCGUUAAUAUAUGUUGAUGAUGACAAUGAGUUGAGAAUGCAUGAUGAAUUAAGAGAUUUAGGCAGAGCUAUCGCCUGUCCAGCAGAUAAGGAGCUUUGGGAUUGUAGCAGACUAUGGGAUGAGGAUGCCAUGAUAGUUCUAAGGUGCAAGGUAACAAUUAGGUCUACUUUCGUCCUAUUCCAUGUCCUCUAA